CUUACAAUGGUGAUGGUCCUGAGAAACAGCCUUGACAGCCAGGGAGUGGACGCUGCUGCGUACAGGACCUUGAACCCUGAACUGCACACGCCAAAGAAGAUGAGUCAAGGACCUACCCUUUUCUCUUGUGGAAUUAUGGAAAAUGACAGAUGGCGAGACCUGGAUAGGAAAUGCCCUCUUCAGAUUGACCAGUCGAGCGCCAGCAUCUGGGAGUGCCUGCCUGAAAAGUGUCAGGAUGGUUCCCUGUGGCACCGUGAGGCAGUGACCACCUGCGCUGUGACCAGCCUCAUCAAAGACCUCAGCAUCAGCGACCACAACGGGAACCCCUCCGCGCCCCCCAGCAAGCGCCAGUGCCGGUCACUGUCCUUCUCUGAUGAGAUGUCCAGCUGCCGGACGUCAUGGCGGCCCUUGGGGUCCAAGGUCUGGACUCCUGUGGAAAAGAGGCGAUGCUACAGUGGGGGCAGCGUCCAGCGUUAUUCCAACGGCAUGGGCACCAUGCAGAGAAGCUCCAGCUUUAGCCUCCCUGCCCGGGCCAAUGGGCUGUCCUCUCCCUGCCACCAGGCGGGACUCUACCACCGCUUUGGGGGGCCACCCUGCCAGGGGGCUCCGGGCUCGGGCCCCUGUGGGCAGGCUGCUGACAACUGGAGCCCCGACACGUGCUCUGGGGGAGGGGGCCGGCUGGACCUGCAGCGGUCCCUCUCCUGCUCACACGAGCAGUUUUGCUUUGCGGAGUACUGCCCGCCCUCAGCCAGCAGCACACCUGCCUCCACACCGGAGCUGGCCAGACGCUCCAGUGGCCUGGCCCGUAGCCGCUCCCAGCCAUGUGUCCUGAAUGACAAGAAGAUAGGCGUGAAGCGGCGGCGCCCUGAGGAUGUGCAGGAGCAGAGGCCUUCCCUAGACCUCGCCAAGAUGGCCCAGAACGGACACACCUUCAGCAGCCUCAGCUGUCUGAGUGGGGCCAUGGACGACAGUGGCCCCCGAGCCUGGGCCGCCCUCCUGGCAGCCUCUGGCCCAGGAGGCAGGACCCCUGCUGGCACACCCGUGCCCUCCUCCUCGGAUGACCCCCUUGCCUGCCAGGAGGAGCUGCUCUGUGAGGAGUCGGACGGCUGCACCUUGGACGAGGAAGGCAGCAGGAGGCUGGAGCCAGCCCCGGGCUGGCGGGACCGUGGGGCUGCCGGGAAGGGCCUCUGCUCGCUGGAUGGCGAGCUGGACAUUGAGCAGAUAGAGAACAACUGAGGGGCCUGGGCCCCGGGCGCGCCAGGCGCAGCACGGCCUGCAGGUUCCCAGUCCCCAGCAGCUGGCCUGGCUGUGCCACCGGCAGAACGCCUGCUCUCAGCAGCUUGUCGAGUGUGUCGGCGUCCGGGUCCCUGAACUACUGUAGCCCUUCGAGCAGCUUUGUGAGUGGGGUCUCUGCCCCUCAUCCUCAUGGCUGUGGGGCAGAGCUGGGCACCGCCCGCCUCCUGCUAGGAGUACUGUAGGCAGGCCCUGCUCGGCCACGCUCAGGUCCGCUGCGGGGACACCGCCUUCAGCCCCCUUCCCUCAGUCUGUGCCGUGCCUUCUCUCCCAGGUCUCCCUGCUUCAGGCUUGGGAAGGUGGAGAUGCUCCUUCUGUAUCAACAGCAGAACCAUUUGGCCUUAAUUCCACUUGUGGGAGGCUGAGGCUCUCAGAGGGUAGGCCCAAGGCCCGCCUUGGGGGGUGGGGGACGGGGCUACCCUGGGGGCGUUAGAGCCCCGAGAGGCAGGCCGGAACCACAGAAGGGCGAGCAGCUCUGUGGAACUCCUGGGCCUGCUGCACACAUACAACCUGCUCAGGCCCUGGCCACAGCCUCAGCCCAAACCCAUCCCCCCUCAGCCUGCCCUGGGGACACUUCACAGGGAUUCUGCUUUCUGGGUCUCAGUGAAUUUGCGGUGUUCUGCACUCACCGACAUGGUCGAGGCUUGGGUCAGCACUCGGCUGCCUCCAGUGGGUAGGCCACACUGCAAGUGUGGGUAGCUUCUUUAAAGCCAGCCACCGGCGAUGGCCCAGUGGAUGUGCUGGGGCUGGCCGUGUCCAAGUGGGGACCUCCACUGGGGCCACAGAGGCCAUAACUAAUGCAAGCAGGAGCCCUGGGUGGAGAGCCUGGCACCUGGAGUGGCCGCACCGGGACAUAGUGUCCACGCCAGCCAGGGAGGGGUGGGCACGGCCAGACCCUGCAGCCUCACCUGCUCUGACUGCCUUUCCAGUGGUAGACGCUGGCCACAGGGCAGUGAGGCAGCUCUGCCAGCCCCAGGGACACCGCAGGCAGAAGCCAUCCCGGCCCCAGGUCAUCCCAUGUGUAUCCAGGCCAGGUUCUCCCCAGGGGCAGCAGCCUCUGCUGGGGAGACGGCCUUCAGCUGACUCCAGGCAGGGAGCAGGAGCCUUCUCAAAAGCAUCCCCAUCUUCUGCUGAGCAGCCCCAAACAGCAGCCCAUGAUCUCGGAGCGGGAGGUCCCCAGGCUUUCCUGUCCCCAUGGGACCGGGUGGGGCUGCCUCCCCUCCUGCAGUGGUUCCCGCUGCUGCUCGUGGCAGGAGCCUGGCUUUUUCCUCAGCCCUGUCCAUGCAUGCUGCCUCUGGGGAGCCGAACACCCAGCGGGGUGGCUGUACCCGGCCGUCCACCUGCCAGGGGCCCCAAGGCCAGGCAGGUUGGGGCUGAGGGGCUUCUGUCCCACAGUGGGCCCGGCAGGCUCGGGGUCGUGCCUCGCCAUGACAGGCUCACAGCCUCUUGCCUUACUUGUGGCUGGCAGGGCCGGAGCCUGCCUGCACACGUAUACACAUUCUCACCCUCAGAAAGCCUUACUUUUCAACACAACUUCUGUAGCAGGAAAGUUUUGUGAAUUUGUAUGCUGAAAGAAAGUUGAAGGAAAAGUUUGAGUUCAAGAGGAAACAUGCCAGUUUCCAGUUGGGUUUCCCCAGUGCAGGGGUGUGAUCUGUGGCUCUUGCUGCCGCCGCCCGUCCCAAGUCCAUGGACCCUGCACACUUCCACCUAGGUGCCAAAGGUCACAGGGGGCCGUGUGGCCCCUUCCGGGCUUGCCCACCACUGCCCCCAGGACCUGGGCCCUGACUGGGCUGGCCAGCGCCGCACCUCACCACCCCAUGCUGCUGACAAAUCCCUCUGGGCGGUGCCAGUAAAGGAAACAGGUCUCUUGAGAGAGAAGGGAGGUUUUGUUUAAAGCAGGUGGAUGUGGAGAUCUUGUAGCCUAGGUAGGGUAGUCCGACCCCUCUAGCAUAGUCUCUGGCAAGUGAAGUGUUUUCAGUGCGUGGGGAGACGCCUGGGGCUCGGCUGGCGGAGGGCAUGCAGGCAGUCACCUGGGCUCAAGCGAGCUUCUCUGAGCCAAGCUCGGGUGCUGCCACAGCCUGAGGAGGCACAGUGAGUGGGCAGCAGUGCUGGGCCAGCCCCUGCAGGGCGCAUCCUGCCCACACCCCGCUGCAGCCUGUGCCCUGCACGCCUGCCACGACUGUCUUGCACUAGAGUCGCUCUAGUCUCUCAGGAAUUUGCUUGUUACUUUUACUGUGUAAAUAAACCUUCCUGGUUCAG
Messenger RNA from Ochotona curzoniae (black-lipped pika), 3552 nucleotides. RefSeq names its product family with sequence similarity 53 member B (gene FAM53B). The record is from RefSeq and is a predicted model, not a curated record. The transcript has 4 exons. NCBI's taxonomy places the organism in Eukaryota, Metazoa, Chordata, Mammalia, Lagomorpha, Ochotonidae. Gene Ontology annotation, biological process: protein import into nucleus; positive regulation of canonical Wnt signaling pathway. Gene Ontology annotation, cellular component: nucleus. Bases 7 to 1236 code for a protein of 409 amino acids.